UAUUACUCUGCUGGUAUAAAAGACAAGUGAGGACUUUAUUAACUGUAGUUACUGAGAAAUCACAAGGCAAAGCCAAAAUCCCUCUUCAGAUCCACGGUCAACUGCCCUGAUCACAUCCUGCAAAAAGUCCGGAGGAAGGAGAGCCAUGGAUUACUACAGAAAAUAUGCAGCUGUCAUUCUGGCCAUACUCUCUGUGUUUCUGCAUAUUCUCCAUUCUUUUCCUGAUGGAGAGUUUACAAUGCAGGGGUGCCCAGAAUGCAAGCUAAAGGAAAACAAAUACUUCUCCAAGUUGGGUGCCCCAAUUUAUCAAUGCAUGGGCUGCUGCUUCUCCAGAGCAUACCCCACUCCAGCAAGGUCCAAGAAGACAAUGUUGGUCCCAAAGAACAUCACCUCAGAAGCCACAUGCUGUGUGGCCAAAGCCUUUACCAAGGCCACGGUAAUGGGAAAUGCCAAAGUGGAGAAUCACACAGAGUGCCACUGCAGUACUUGUUAUUAUCACAAAUCUUAAAUAUUUUGCAAAGUGCGUGUUGAUGACGGCUGAUUUCCUGGAAUGAAAAAUUAAUUUUUUCAGCGUUUAUGGCCUUGUGAGAUAAA
This is a messenger RNA of Prionailurus viverrinus (fishing cat), 594 nucleotides long. RefSeq names its product glycoprotein hormones, alpha polypeptide (gene CGA). Bases 146 to 508 code for a protein of 120 amino acids. The record is from RefSeq and is a predicted model, not a curated record. Gene Ontology annotation, cellular component: extracellular region; follicle-stimulating hormone complex. The transcript is spliced from 4 exons. Gene Ontology annotation, biological process: positive regulation of steroid biosynthetic process; thyroid hormone generation. NCBI's taxonomy places the organism in Eukaryota, Metazoa, Chordata, Mammalia, Carnivora, Felidae. Gene Ontology annotation, molecular function: follicle-stimulating hormone activity.